GUCAUUCAUGUUAGAGACCAUAAGAAUGUCGGUUCCACAUGACUGAACUAAGAUGCAAUUUUUAGGCAUAGGCUAACGUGUAUACCGUAAUUUAAAGGCUAAAAAUAUCUCCUCGACUAAGGGCGGAGGAAUAUAGUUUUUCCCAUGUUUAACAAAGAAAAGUUGGAAAUUUAAGUGAAUUGUGAAAAUAUAACUUGACGUCUGGGUCAACAAUCGAAAAAUGGAUUUCUUUUUCGAUUUGUUUGACUCGGAGAAAAAGAGAAGGGCGAAUACAGACCCCCGGUUAAGGACGGGGAGUGGAGGGGAGCUCCCCCCACUCAGGAGGGAACGGGGGCACCAUGUGCUUAGUUUCAGAAGAUAUGAUAGUAACAGGGAAUCGAACAGGAUCCGGGACGAGCGGAUGCGCCGGGAACUUCAUCGUCUGUAUCUGUGGAACGUCAAAGAAUUUCUGGCCAAAGCCAAGGAAGAAUUCCAGAACAAAUGGGACCAUCCUGGUCAAAACACAUCUUGUCUAGAUGACUUUGACAGAAUUAAGACCCUAGGGACAGGGUCAUUUGGAAGAGUAAUGUUGGUUCAACACAAAGCUAACAAAGACUUCUAUGCCAUGAAGAUACUAGAUAAACAAAAGGUCGUGAAGUUAAAACAAGUUGAACACACUCUGAAUGAGAAGAAAAUUUUACAGGCCAUACAAUUCCCUUUUUUGGUUUCUUUAGAUUUCCAUUUUAAGGAUAAUUCAAAUUUGUACAUGGUGUUAGAGUUUGUGACAGGAGGUGAAAUGUUUUCACAUUUGAGGAGAAUUGGACGGUUUAGUGAGCCGCAUUCCAGGUUCUAUGCUGCACAAAUUGUAUUGGUCUUGGAAUACUUGCAUCAUUUGGAUAUAAUGUACCGCGAUUUAAAACCAGAGAAUUUACUAUUAGAUACCAUGGGCUAUUUAAAGGUUACAGACUUUGGUUUCGCAAAGAAAGUGAAAGGAAGAACAUGGACCCUGUGUGGUACCCCAGAAUACCUCGCUCCAGAAAUCAUUCUCAGCAAGGGUUACAACAAAGCAGUGGAUUGGUGGGCAUUAGGUGUGUUAGUCUAUGAAAUGGCAGCAGGGUAUCCCCCAUUCUUUGCAGAUCAGCCUAUCCAAAUUUAUGAAAAAAUUGUUUCAGGAAAGGUGCGGUUCCCAUCCCAUUUUAGCCAUGAUUUAAAAGAUCUUUUGAGAUAUUUACUCCAAGUUGAUCUGACAAAGCGAUAUGGCAAUUUAAAGAACGGAGUCAAUGACAUCAAAAAUCACAAAUGGUUCUCCGCAACAGAUUGGAUUGCUAUUUAUCAGAAAAAGGUAGAUGCCCCCUUCGUUCCGAGCUGCAAAGGACCUGGGGAUGCUAGCAAUUUUGAUGAUUACGAAGAGGAACCACUCAGAAUUUCUUCCACUGAGAAAUGUGCAAAAGAGUUUGCUGACUUUUGAAUUGGUACAAUUUAGGAUGCUGAAUGUUUAUGAAUGGGAUAUAGGCCAUAAAAAUAUUCGUGGAUCUCUAUCCCACAUGUGCAAUAAACACAUGGUAAAAUGGAAACUGAGAGGGUGUAUGUGAGGAGUGCAUCUCAUGGACACUGUGAUAGUGAGGCUUUCACUCCAUCAGCUGCUUAAAAGGCCAGGCCCUAGUGCUAGGACUAGUCCAGCCAUUAUUUAUUGAUGUUAUAUGUCUUUUAUGUGUAAUUCUCAGAUGGAAUGAUUUUACAACUUACACAAUUUAUUUGUAACCUUGGAAGCUUUAUCUUCAGCAUUUUGUGUACAAGACAUGGACACGAAAUCCUUUUUAUAAUCAUAACGAGUUACACAUUUCAUGUGGUGGAAAUUGUGAGAGUGGAAAAUGACCCUUGAAUAAUAAGCAGGUUCACAGACAUUUGGUAUAGAACAAUAUGAUUGCCAAAAUUGUAUUCAGUAGAUAAUGUUUCAGUGAUGUCAUGUUCAUAUCUAUCUACAAGUGUUUCAUCAGCAUUUUAAGAAGUCGUUCUAAACCUUUUCUUUGGCUUUUUAGAUUUAACCAUUUUUUUAAAUGUAUUUUUUGAAGAUAUUUUAAUACAAACAGUUUGAAGCAAAAUACAUGUACCUUUGAUCUGCCAAUGCUGUAUUAUUAAACCUAUCUUGGAGGUUUUUUGUUUUUGUGAAUUGGAAAUGUUGUCUUUUUAUAUUGCAAUAUUACAUUGAAUGAAAUGUAUGGUUGCUAAAAAAAACAAAACAAUUGUUAUUAGCUUUAUGUUAGAAUGUGUUGCUGUAUGUGUAUAUUUUAAGUUUGCAAUUUCAGUAGUGCAUUUACUGAAAAUCUGCAGAAUAGUAUCUCUAUAUUUAACAUAUAAAAUUUUUGUUUUUAAAGUUUAAAGUAAUUAAAGAUGAGAAAUUUAAUUCCUUUAUCUUUUCUAUGUCCUGUCAAACAUUUCCUUUUCAGUGCUGAGAAAUAAAGACAAACGAUCAAACAUGCAAAUUUAAAUUCUCUACACAUGCAUCCAAAUUUGUGUAGAAGUGAUGUACAUGUACCUGCUGUGUAUGUAUUGGUUUGUUUUAAUAUUGCAGGAUUUGAUCAUUUAUUUGCAUGUUUUACCCCUUACUUUUAAGCUAGACCAUCAUAUUGUAGAUAUGUGUUUGUAGCUGUGACAUUUACAGCGUAUGUAAUUGGUAGAAACCAUAAACACCUUUAUUACUGAAGAAAUUAAAAAUUCUCUUUUUAAGUGAAAUAAGUCUGUAUGUAUUGUGUGUAUUAUUCUAAGGUGGGAAUGUGUCAAACAUUCAAUUCUGAAAAUAUUUUUCAUUGCUAAAUAUAUAAUAAAGAAAAUUGAAACAAGA
Molecule: messenger RNA, 2821 nt
Organism: Magallana angulata
Lineage: Eukaryota; Metazoa; Mollusca; Bivalvia; Ostreida; Ostreidae
Product: cAMP-dependent protein kinase catalytic subunit 1
Exons: 10
Coding region: 221-1447 (408 amino acids)
Biological process (GO): peptidyl-serine phosphorylation
Cellular component (GO): nucleus; cAMP-dependent protein kinase complex
Molecular function (GO): ATP binding; cAMP-dependent protein kinase activity
Source: RefSeq, a predicted model, not a curated record